UGUAACCCCGACCUUUAGAGUCAAGCUACGUACACAUGGGGGUGUUACCUAUCCUCUCAUUGAUAUGCCCACGGCUGGUUGAAAAAGUGUACCGAAGCUGAUAAGGAGCCGACAUGGCGGGGAAUGUUGUGAUAUCGGCUUCCCCAAAGGAGGUUUUGGUGGACGAAACUUUUAUUCUCCGUGUAACUGGACUAGGUCCGGAACAGAGAGUGACCAUCCGCUCCGUGGUGGCUGAGGACGGUAUGAAGUUCAGCGCAUGCGGUUGUUACGUAGCAGACAGUGAUGGCUGUAUCGAUGUCAGUGUCCAGCCUUCCUUAUCCGGUACCUACACAGGAGUUGACCAGAUGGGACUUGUGUGGAGUAUGUGCCAGAUUCCAGGUCAGCGGCCGGGGCUACGUCUCUUUAAGAAGGACGUGACAACCCAACAAGUGCUGAAGUUUGAAGUCUACACCGAACAUCGGACUUUCGAUCACCUUCACGAGGUUUCAGUUUUGCCUCUGUCUAUGACUAAGGUGUUCCGGUGGUACAUGAGCAAGGACGUGAAGCGACUUCCGGUGGAGGUGGGAAAUAUAAGGGGCAUGCUGUUUAUACCGCCAGGCCCUGGACCAUUUCCGGGGGUGCUUGAUCUAUUCGGCUCAGCGGGCGGGCUCCUUGAAUUCCGCGCCUCCCUCUUGGCCUCCAGGGGCUUUGUCGUGCUGGCCCUGGCUUUUUUUGGUUAUAAAGACCUGCCCAAUCAUUUUACAGAGGUCAAGAACCUCGACUACUUUAAGGAAGGCGCCCAGUAUCUGAAUGACCACCCCUAUGUCCAGCCUGGGGGAAUAGGAAUCAUCGCUGUGUCUAAAGGGGCUGAAAUAGCACAACUGCUUGCUAUGCAUUGUCCACUGGUGAAGGCGGUGGUCAGCAUAAACGGUAUACCAUACGUCACACUCCUUCCAUACGAACACGGUGAUGACGUCAUUCCGGUCGUGUCUGAGUAUGAUAUCUAUGGCGGUAUAUUCUCUGACGAAGGACUAGUGACGAAAUUCUGCUACAUUUUGGAUCCUGCUGGGCUAUUUGAGCUGUGGAAAACAGAUGUAAAGCUACUGAGUAUAUGCAGUGGCGAUGAUUGUACCGUCCCCCCAGAAUUACAACAACUCCAAUACGACAGCUACCCAGCAAACAAGAAACAGAAUAUUGAACUGGUCGUGUACCACGGAGCCGGACAUUUAGUAGAACCACCCUACUCGCCGUUUUGUAGGACAUCUCUCCACAAAAUCAUGGGAACAAACGUGGUAUGGGGUGGAAACGCACGUGAUCACGCUUACGCACAAGAAGAUUCCUGGAAACGGAUAUUAAACUUUUUAAGGACAAACCUUGAGAAACAUUCCAGGAAUGUGCACCUGUCCAGUCGUCUGUGACCACAAAUUAUCUGUGAUAGACUUUAAGGUUCAAUAAUCCUGACUGUAGUUCUCAUAUGUACAUCAUAGGUCUCGUGCAAUAUACCUAACACCAUGGGAAGGCAUGAAAUAAUAUCAAUUUAUUGACUCAUGUGCAAUUUGCUGUGGCUGUGAUUCUUUAAAUUAAAGUUUUGUCGACAUGUACGAUUCAAAAUUUCACUACGAAUAAUGGACACUUUUCGUUAGGAUUUUACUGUUAUACGCUGCUUACUUUAAAUACUCUACAGUAACAAGGAAAUAUUACCGUGUCAUAAACACAGACAGACAGCAGGUAAACAACAAUGCAGUCAGUGCUUAAAAGUAAUGUUUUUUUCCGUUUUCACUUGAUUAUCAUGUAAUAAACCAGCUAUUUAAUGCUUUCCAUAAAAGUGAGAACUAUUUGUCCAUGAUGCUGGUAUUGGAAGGUACAUAUCUACAUAUGUCCGAGCAAUGUGACCCAAAAACCGUGAUUUAUUUAUUAUGGAGUUAUUAAAGCAAGACUUACAUGUGUACGAUAGAAAGGACAUUCAAACUCAGUCCAUUGGGUUUUCUUGUCAUUUGCAAGAUGGAAACUGCGUUUAGUUAAAUUUAUUAGCAUCACGAGUUUAAGACAUUUGAACUAAUAUGUAUCUGUUUUUAUGUUGCAUACAUUAUAAAUAUUACUUUCACACAACCCUCAACAAUGACCGUCAGUGCUGAUGAAGAGUUUUUUAAGGCCCAAUUGCACAAUAUGUCGUCCACUGCUAUAGAUACUUGCAGUUAAAGAAAACUCUGCUUCAUGAAAUUGUUUUUAUUAUACUCCUAAAUAAAGUCCCGUCUGUCCUUCUCUCCGCCACACUUCACAGAUACAUGAUCCUGUGACAAACCUUAUACAAGUCGUUCGAAUGCGAGUAUGUUCAGUCUUAGGUCAAGGCCACUGGCCAAAAUUACAAUUUUACCGUCACUCUUUUGUCACCAAUCUAUCGGCCGAAUUUGAUAUAUAUUAUUAUUUAUGAUAUCUACCACAUGGUUCAUAUGAUAAACAGUUAACCACACACACACACGUAUACUAUUAAUAAUUCUAAAUGUCGACUUAACAUUUAUAAAACGUU
Messenger RNA from Mizuhopecten yessoensis (Yesso scallop), 2506 nucleotides. RefSeq names its product acyl-coenzyme A amino acid N-acyltransferase 1-like. The transcript is spliced from 9 exons. The coding region runs from base 114 to 1397 and encodes 427 amino acids. The record is from RefSeq and is a predicted model, not a curated record. NCBI's taxonomy places the organism in Eukaryota, Metazoa, Mollusca, Bivalvia, Pectinida, Pectinidae. Gene Ontology annotation, biological process: acyl-CoA metabolic process; fatty acid metabolic process. Gene Ontology annotation, molecular function: fatty acyl-CoA hydrolase activity.